This is a messenger RNA of Polyodon spathula (Mississippi paddlefish), 971 nucleotides long. RefSeq names its product stathmin-4-like. Gene Ontology annotation, molecular function: tubulin binding. Bases 153 to 719 code for a protein of 188 amino acids. Gene Ontology annotation, cellular component: neuron projection; cytoplasm. Gene Ontology annotation, biological process: regulation of microtubule polymerization or depolymerization; microtubule depolymerization; neuron projection development. Lineage: Eukaryota; Metazoa; Chordata; Actinopteri; Acipenseriformes; Polyodontidae. The record is from RefSeq and is a predicted model, not a curated record. The transcript is spliced from 6 exons.
GAGGCUGAGGGUGGGAGCUGUCUAUUCGAGCAGUCACAGAGAACGAGAGAGGCUGUGAGCACAACCACUGUAGACACACACUGGUGGGGGAUUCAAAGAGGAUACCUUACAGUUUUUUUUUUUCGACUGACAUUGAAAUCUUGUGAAGCAUAAUGAUUCUUGCAGCUUACAAAGAGAAGAUGAAGGAGCUCCCCCUCGUUUCUCUUUUUUGCUCCUGUCUACUUACUGAGCCACGGGAUAAGCCUACUUACAAAGUCCAAGAUGCGGUAGACCUAAGCUGGUGUGUGAUCAAAGAUGUGGAGGUUAUUGAGUUGAACAAGCGUGCCUCUGGACAGGCCUUUGAGGUGAUUCUGAAACCCCCCUCCUUUGAUGGGAUCCCUGAGUUUAACGCCUCACUCCCCCAGAGACGAGAUCCCUCCCUGGAGGAGAUCCAGAAGAAACUGGAAGCGGCGGAGGAGAGAAGGAAGUUCCAAGAGGCAGAGCUUCUGAAGCACCUGGCAGAGAAGAGAGAACAUGAGCGAGAGGUGAUCCAGAAGGCCAUUGAGGAGAGCAACAACUUCAGCAAAAUGGCCAAAGAGAAGCUGGAACAGAAAAUGGAGACCAACAAGGAGAACCGAGAGGCCCUGCUGGCAGCCAUGUUGGGACGCCUACAGGAGAAGGACAAGCAUGCAGAAGAGGUGAGAAAAAAUAAGGAGCUGAAAGACGAAGCUUCUCGAUAGACGGAAGAAAACAUGGGACUCAUUUUGCUAGUUAAGAAUAAAAAGAGAACCCCAUAUUUUUUAUGUGAUGAAGAUUUGAAAAAAGGAAAGCUUUUAAGUCCAUAUGAAAAAAAAAUGCAGUGUUUGUCUGUUUCGCAAAACAAGGUGUACCAACUCAUUUGUCCAAACGGCUUCAAGGCUGGAAUUGUAAAAAGAAUAUAAAACACUGAUUGGUCCGGUCCAGUUAUUAAAACAAGUCACUUGUUUUAAAAA